Molecule: messenger RNA, 1061 nt
Organism: Topomyia yanbarensis
Lineage: Eukaryota; Metazoa; Arthropoda; Insecta; Diptera; Culicidae
Exons: 2
Coding region: 19-795 (258 amino acids)
Cellular component (GO): extracellular region
Molecular function (GO): chitin binding
Source: RefSeq, a predicted model, not a curated record
CGCAAGUUAAAGUACAUAAUGUAUGUCAAAAUAAUUCUUCUAGCAAUAUCCAUCCAGGCUUGCCGGACAAGUUCCGAUGAGAUACCCGGAAUGCCUCAAGCGAUGACCGCGAUGACGCAGCCGAUGCCAACGGCAAUGAUAACAUGUGAUGGAAUCUUUGUUGGUGCUGUAUGCCGAAGCUGUUCAGAAGCAUUACUCUGUAUUGGAGCUACAUCGUUUAACUCAGAUUGUGGUGCAAUCUCGCCGAACAUGCCCAACUGCAAUAACGGUGAAUGCUCGGAUAUUGCUCUCGAGGGAUGCACAACUCUAUAUCCGCCUAUAACUUGCACCGGAGAAGGAAUAUAUCCAGAUGCAAUAAGCUGUAGAAUAUAUCACUAUUGCACUACAGUGGGUAGUCGAUCGGAUGUAUACACUUGUCCUACAGGAUAUGUUUUCAAUGCCGACACCGGGUUGUGUAAAAGGAAUAGUUCUGCAUCAGAUUGCGUGGUGAUCAAGUGUCCAGCCAGCAGCGGAUAUGGUACUUACGGCACCAGCAAGACCUAUUAUGCCUACUGUCUUUAUUCGGGUUCUCCGGCAGCUGUUACAGAUAUUUACAUAUUUAAGUGCUCAACUGGCGCUAUAUAUGAUGGUACCCUCUGCGUGUACCAGUGCUCCAAAGAAGGAAAUUUUGCUAAUACCGGCGAUGCAACAACGUAUUACCAAUGCUAUAUUUCAAGUGGAAAAUGGAAGGCAGAUCUGCUGUCAUGUCCUCGGGGUAAAAAGUUUGACGCAACCAAACAAGUUUGUGUUGCCUAAAAUGUUGUUAAAGUAGCAGCACGUAGUAGAACAUGAAGAUAGAGUGUAUGAUAUAGAACAAGAAUUACAGAAGUUUGGAUACCUGUAAAAGCACUUGUCGUUCAGAAAUACUUCUAAGAAAUCAUUUGAACAAAUAGAUAAUGUAAUGUAAAACAUAGUCAAGAUACUAUGCAUUUUCAUACAGAAGGUUGCUCAUCCCAAACCCGGGACAACAGAUUUAGGUAGCCAACACGCUACGCGGCUAAGAAUGACGUCUUCCUCGGCUA